Macrobrachium nipponense is the source of this 4356-nucleotide messenger RNA. RefSeq lists its product as uncharacterized. The record is from RefSeq and is a predicted model, not a curated record. The coding region runs from base 1 to 1923 and encodes 640 amino acids. NCBI's taxonomy places the organism in Eukaryota, Metazoa, Arthropoda, Malacostraca, Decapoda, Palaemonidae. The transcript has 7 exons.
AUGAAGUUUCCUACAAUAUAUCAUUUUUGGGAGCCUUUCAAAAAGAGAAGAAAUUCUACGCAUGGGAAAAAAACUAAGGACUUUAGUAAUGCUCCGCAGAAAGUUCAGAGAGAAUUAAGUGUUGUCCUAGGUGAUAUUGCCAAGACAAAACCUGCUAAUACAAGAAUAGAUCAUAAAUUGACACCCUCUAAGCCAAGAAAUAACACCAAACAAGUUAAGACUUCAACAAAUGCACAUAUUGCAAGUUCUCGUUCUUUCACAAGGACGCAUACGAAUUCAGUGCAAGCUGAAAAGAACAAGAGUAAUACAAGAAAUAAAACAGUCAGAAAUGGCACAUCAAGAGAAGAAAAUAAGAAUGAUGUCCUUGAGUCCCCAAAGGUUCAUCCAGGAAAGUUUGGCUUACAAGAGAAACAAGUACCUUCAAAUAGAGGCAGAAAGGCUCAAAAGUGUUUUAGUAGAAUGAGUGAAGCCAGUGAUUCAGGUGUCACUGAUCUGGAUAUCUCUUGUGGAAACACACUGAUAAACGAAGCAAGAACAAAUGCAAAGGUUGCCGAGAUAUCCAACAUCAAUAUGGUUUGUCAAAAUUUUCAAGAUGCAACAGAGGGACCAGAUGACAUUUUAUCAAAUCUCAGUAGAAACAACAGUUAUUGUAGAAAUCGGAAGCCUCCAAAUUUCAAAGGAGUUUUGUCAAGCACUGCAGUCAGUGAGGUAGACAUAAGUAAAUUCAACUCAUCAAAUACCUGCAGUGAUGGAAGAGGUGUAAUAUUUAAAAUGCCUAGAUAUGUUCCAAAAAUAUUUAUGAAGAAAAACAUGACAGUUGAGCCAACUCUAGAUAGCAUAGCAGAAGAAAAAGAAAAUGAGGUGGUUGAUAAUCAGUCAGAUGCAACCACAUACUUAACUCCUAAGAAAACCAGUACAUUAAUUAAGUCUCGACAUCUGAAUUUAGAAGAUUUGGAAGAAGAUGGGGAUGAUAUCCAAACAAAAGACCAGUCUUCAAAGAAGCAAAAUGAAAAAGAUUUUUCAAGGAAUAACCAGGUGCCCAUAGACAUAACAUCCCAAAACUUGACUACACAAAGUGAUUUUGGAAGCUCCAGACGUUCGAGUAGGAUUCGUACGAAACGUCUUGAAUUUUGGAACUUUGAAAAAGCCCACGUUACAACUUUGAACAGUGGAGAAGUUUCAGUUAUUUACACAAAACAAGACGACCCAAGUGAAACUGGUAGAAUGAGUAAAAGGGGAGGCAACCCAAAAUUAAAUCCUGUCACUUUGCCCCCUGAUACAAAUAAUAAGAAGGAUGCUACCAGCAUAGAAAACAAAAGAAAGUCUGUAGUACCUAAAAAAUCUUCGACUGAAGAAGGUGCCAAGAAAACAAAUACCAUAGCACGGAAGCGAAAGAGUACCUUGUCAGAUAAAGAUGAAUCAUCUUGUUCCAUAGAAUUAUCUCCCAGAAAACGUGGGAAAAGUUAUUCAACAGGUGUGUCUCCCAGAAAACAAGGAAAAAAUCAUUCCUCAGAUGUUUCUCCCAGAAAACAUGGGAGAAAUCAAAGUUUUAUUGUGAAUAGCUUCCUGCCUACAGUUGCAAAGGUGGAAUUCAAGUCCCUGAUGUUUUGUCCUUGGACAGAAGAUGAUUUUACGUGUUACAUGGCUCGUAGUUAUUGUAACAAGGAAGAAAAUAUUUAUGCUGGCUUUCUCUUUCUUCAAAGGGGAGAAAUGAUCUGGUCCACAACCAAGUAUACGACAUUUUCUGUCGUUGAAGGAGAGGGAGCAUUAUCUGUACUUGAUUCUGAUGAUGAUGGAACUCUAGUGUUAUUAUCAGCAAAUGUAAAAACUGUUGUUCCUAGAGGCAAGAAAGUGAGGUUGGAAAAAGAAGAUUCGGAUGAACUACUGAAAAUUUUUUUAGUGCUGCAGGAUAAGCCAUAUUAGAGACCUAAGAGUGAUAGGCAAUAAAAUAACUAGUUUAUAAAACUGAUUCACUGUUAUGGUUACUGGUUUUCCUGUGAUGUAUUACUGCCUGAAAUAUGGACUGUGAUUGAAUUUUUAUAGAAAAGUUAGAACAGAUGAUGCCUUGUUCACUUAGGAAAUUAGUGUAUUAUAGAGAGACAGAGUGAUUUACUGUAAAUAUUUUUUUAUGUGAGCAAAAUUGAUUUAAUGGAAAGUUUCCAUAUUAUACUAAUAUUCUGAUAGGGUCAAAUUAUUCAAUAGUUUAGUACUGAACAUUUUGAUUUUCAUGUAUGGUAGAUUGUGUUCAAGUAUGCAACCUGAAAUGGCAGUAGGUUUUGUAUAGUAAAACUAUGCAACAUACUUUAAAACUUCCCUAGAAUGAUGAUCUAAAUAUAAAAUUGAGUUGGAUUUGAAUGAGGCUUGAAGAAACUUAGUGUUCUACUACACUGUUCAUUUUCAUUUUGAUAGUCAUUGCAAGAGUACAAGUAUAUCAAAAUGGUAUCUUCAUUUAAUGAUAUUUCAUAGUAACACAGUGCAUGAUGUAACAUGAAUACAGUUUCAUUUAGGUUUUUCUUGUAGUAUGCAGGUAUCUGCUCUUAUUUUAUUUAUGCUAUGAUGCAUCGAUUCUUUUCUAGGUUUUUAAAUAUCCUGCCCAGUAGUCAUUCACUGUAGAAUACAGGCAGUCCCUGGUUAUCGGCAGGGGUUCCGUUCCCAUGGGUGUGCGGAUAAGUGAAAACCUCCAUUAACCGAAACUCGGUGAUUUAUGGCGCCAAUAACCACUGUUGGUGCCGUAAGCACCCUUAUAGCGCCUCUGUUAGGUAUGUAAUGGUACCAAUAACUGGAACUCAGCCUGUUAUGGCGCCAUAAAACUGGAUCGCCAAUAACCAAGUCUGCCGAUAAUCGGGGACUACCUGUAUAGAGCCACAUAUUUUUGCUAUGAAAAUUGUAAGAGUUCAUUCCUAUAUAUUCUCCAGACUAUUUUUUUCUUUUUCCUCCUCUUAAUUGUAUAUUUUUGGUAUGGUUCAGUUCUCUCUUGCUUGCUCUUGUUAUUAUUUUUUGGGGAUAGUUAUUUUCAGUAAAAAUAUUUUGAAACUUGCAGAAUUGUGAUUCAAAUAUAACAUUUUGAGUUGAAUUUGAUUUACUGUAAAUAUUUUUUUAUGUGAGCAAAAUUGAGUUAAUGGAAAGUUUCCAUAUUAAACUAAUAUUCUGAUAGGGUCAAAUUAUUUAAUAGUUUAGUACUGAACAUUUUGAUUUUCAUGUAUGGUAGAUUGUGUUCAAGUAUGCAACCUGAAAUGGCAGUAGGUUUUGUAUAGUAAAACUAUGCAACAUACUUUAAAACUUCCCUAGAAUGAUGAUCUAAAUAUAAAAUUGAGUUGGAUUUGAAUGAGGCUUGAAGAAACUUAGUGUUCUACUACACUGUUCAUUUUCAUUUUGAUAGUCAUUGCAAGAGUACAAGUAUAUCAAAAUGGUAUCUUCAUUUAAUGAUAUUUCAUAGUAACACAGUGCAUGAUGUAACAUGAAUACAGUUUCAUUUAGGUUUUUCUUGUAGUAUGCAGGUAUCUGCUCUUAUUUUAUAUAUGCUAUGAUGCAUCGAUUCUUUUCUAGGUUUUUAAAUAUCCUGCCCAGUAGUCAUUCACUGUAGAAUACAGGCAGUCCCUGGUUAUUGGCAGGGGUUCCGUUCCCAUGGGUGUGCGGAUAAGUGAAAACCUCCAUUAACCGAAACUCGGUGAUUUAUGGCGCCAAUAACCACUGUUGGUGCCGUAAGCACCCUUAUAGCGCCUCUGUUAGGUAUGUUAUGGUGCCAAUAACCGGAACUCAGCCCGUUAUGGCGCCAUAAAUCGCUGAUUUUAUGGCAGUAGACAAGCGCCAUAAAACUGGAUCGCCAAUAACCAAGUCUGCCAAUAAUCGGGGACUACCUGUAUAUAGAGCCACGUAUUUUUGCUAUGAAAAUUGUAAGAGUUCAUCCCUACAUAUUCUCUAGGCUAUUUUUUUUUUCUUUUUCUUCCUCUUAGUUGUAUAUUUUUGGUAUGGUUCAGUUCUCUCUUGCUUGCUCUUGUUAUUAUUUUUUGGGGAUAGUUAUUUUCAGUAAAAAUAUUUUGAAACUUGCAGAAUUGUGAUUCAAAUAUAACAUUUUGAGUUGAAUUUGAAUGGGUUUGCAGAGAUUGGUUAUCCAACUGCAGUGUUACUUUAUGUCAGAAUGGGAUUCACUUAAAAUGGUAUUUAUUAGUAGUACUAUCACAUAUGAGGUAUAACAUGAGCAAAGUUUCAUUUGUGUUUUUUGUAGUAUGGAGGGACUGGCUGAUCUGUACAUUAGCCAAUAAUUGUAGAAUAGAGGUAGUAAGAAAAAUAAUUAUGGACUGUUAAUUCUAUGAGUUCAUUCGUUUAUGCUCAUAUUAAUAAAGAUUCUUAAAAUAA